Molecule: messenger RNA, 1196 nt
Organism: Nycticebus coucang (slow loris)
Lineage: Eukaryota; Metazoa; Chordata; Mammalia; Primates; Lorisidae
Gene: UBXN8
Product: UBX domain protein 8
Exons: 8
Coding region: 52-876 (274 amino acids)
Cellular component (GO): endoplasmic reticulum; nucleus
Molecular function (GO): ubiquitin binding
Source: RefSeq, a predicted model, not a curated record
GGGCGCGACCGGAAGGGGUGGGCCUUCUGCCCUGAGGAGGGCUGCGCCACCAUGGCCUCUCGAGGGGUCGUGGGCAUUUUCUUUCUCUCUGCUCUCCCCCUCUUGUGUCUGGAGCUCCGGCGUGGGAUUCCAGAAGUAGGAAUUAAAGAUUUCAUUUUGCUGUGUGGCCGAAUUUUCUUACUACUUGCUAUUCUUACUUUAAUUAUUUCUGUGACUGCUUCAUGGCUUAAUUCAUUUAAAUCUUCUGAAGUUUAUCUGAAAGAAGAAGAAGAGAAGAAUGAGAAAAGGCAAAAACUUACGAGAAAAAAACAACAAGAGAUACAAGGUGAAAAGGCCAAAAAAUACAAAGAGAAUGUUUUAAAACCUCACCAGGAAAUGAAAUUGAAAAAACUGGAGGAGCGUUUUUAUCAAAUGACGGGUGAAACCUGGAAGUUAAGCAAUGGUUAUAAACUUGGGGGUAAUGAAGAUUCGGCACUUGAACAUGCAAGUCAGACAUCUUUCAGAACAUCAAACAGAGAAGCUGCAAGGAGACGGAGUCUUCCUAAGCCUUUAACCAAAGCUCCACCACCUGCAGAGCAGCCCACUGGCAAGGAGGUUGAUUUACCUGAAGAACCACCUGAAACAGCUGAAGAAAUAGUUACCAUUGCUCUCCGAUGUCUGAGUGGGAGUGUCCAGAGGAGAAGGUUUUUUAAGUCUUCUAGUUCACAGGUCUUAUUUGACUGGAUGAUGAAAAUUGGAUACGACACAUCCCUUUAUAGCCUUUUUACUUCCUUCCCCAGAAGGGCUCUGGAAUUGGACAGAGGCUUGUCACUGGAGGAGAUAGGGAUUACUGUGGACACUGUGCUCAACGUGGAAGAGAAAGAGCAGAGCCACUAGGAGAGUAAUGAGAACCACCUGUUCUACAUAAACUCAGUUAUGCCAGAACUCACAGGACAAUAAAGGCUUCACACUGAACCCGUGCUCUACCUUGACUGAGUUCAAGGCAGAAAACACUUUUAAUGUUGAUAACCGUGGGAAUAUCAACAUGAAGGAUUAGAGAAGUAUUGUUCUCGCACAUAAUAAUCGGUGGAAUAUGCCGUCUUACGAUGUAUUAAAUGAGAGUGAGGUAAAAAUGUACAUAAGGCCAUCCAUAAUUUGUAUGUUUUCCAGCUGACGUGAUUUCUCAGUAUGUUAAAAAUAAAGUCAUAGAACUUUGG